UUGGCUUGAUCGAUGCGGUCGUGAGUGAAGCCUCGCAUCCGCUCCUCAUUUCAUCAUUUCAUCUCAAUUCAUGCUCCUGGGUCGUCUCUCUUUGCCUAAUGAUGGCGUCCCAAGAUGACCUGGGGAUGCUUUGGUAUGGAGUGACGGGAGUAUCUUUCAACCCAGCUGAUCCUGCAGAGGUUAUGCUGAAUACGGGGACAGCGGCACCACUCCUCUCUGACCAUCCCCGGCCGCUAGUGCCCACUCCGGUGUCCUACAGUGAGCCCACCACCACACAACAUACACAGAUGCUGUAUGAUCCAAAUACAGGUGACUACAGCACUCAGUCAGAAUACAUGUAUGAGACUUACGAUGGUUAUGAUGAGGACUCCUCUGGGAACAGUGUCAUGCAGCAACAGGGAACACCACCCAUCACAGAACCUGGUAUGGUAGGACAAGGGGAUGAGUCGCCACCUCCCAUCCCCAAAUCCAAAAAGCCAAAAGUCCACCAUCACCCAGCCUUAAAACUGAAAACACCCAUUGCAUAUCAAAAAGACACAGACCUUAAUGCUAUCCCUAUCAUGAGGGAGGGAAUGGCUGUCUGUGAAAAGUGUGGUGCCAUUGGAGUCAAGCAUGCAUUCUAUGGUAAGGAGCGGAAAUUCUGCAGCCUGGCUUGUGUCAGAGGUCCACUGGCUCCCUCCCAGCAAGUUGCAGAGAAAGAUCCGGAGAAGGAGCCUGGGAAUGAGCCCGAAAAAAAAGUGAUUCCAGUGCAGAAGGUGAUAGGCCAGCCGGCUGUUCCUGUGGAAACACCUCCGUCUCCCAAGCCAGUUGUUCCAAUCCCCCCUAAGCCGAGCCAGGUGGUGCAGCCCCAGCUGGUUGUUCCACCACCUGAACAGGUUUCAUCUCAGUCAUACCUACCUCCACCAGAGUCUACAAUAGACCUAGAUGGAAGCUUUUUGUGGGCUUCAUCUUAUCUGGAUGACCAAGACUUCCGUGCAGUUCCUGUUAGCUGUUUUAAACAUGCACCAAUGUCAGAAUGUUGGGAGCAGAUGGGAGCCGGGAUGAAGGUGGAAGUAUCCUGCAAAGAGGAAGCAGUAACAAAGGAUGCAUUCUGGGUGGCCACCGUUAUUGCUGUUGCGGGCUACAAAGCAAAACUUCGGUUUGAGGGCUUUGUGGAUGACAGCUCAAAGGACUUCUGGGUGGACCUUUGUUCAGAAGAGGUACAUCCUGUGGGUUGGUGUGCCACCCAAGGUCGCCCACUAAUACCUCCACGCUCCAUCCAACACAAGUACCGUGACUGGAAAGAAUUUCUAAUGAGACGAUUAACUGGGGCACGAACUCUUCCAACAAACUUCAUCUCUAGAGUUGUUGAGAGCCAGAAGUCAAGAUUCAGGCCUGGACUUAAUGUGGAGGUUGUAGACAAGAACAGAAUAGCACAGAUGAGAGUAGCAACAGUAACAGAGGUCGUCGGAAAGAGACUCCACCUGAAAUACCAUGGGGCACCACCAGAUGACAAUGGAUUUUGGUGCCAUGAGGAUGCUCCAAUAAUCCAUCCUGUGGGCUGGUCGAGAGAAGUAGGGCAUGAAAUAGUUGCCAGUCAGUCAUAUCAUGAGAAGUGCAUACGCGGUACAUAUGAUCCUAAUGAUGCACCUCCAGAACUCUUUGUGGCCACCCCUGUGCCGGCUUUUCUUCGCAACUCCAAAAUGGGUUUUGCUGAGGGGAUGAAGCUGGAGGCAAUUGACCCUCUGAACCUGUCAGCCAUUUGUGUUGCAACAGUCAUGAAGGUCUUGCACAACAACUACCUCAUGAUCCGGAUAGACAGCUAUGAGUCAGACAACACCUGCUCUGACUGGUUCUGUUACCACGCCACUUCCCCCUGUAUUUUCCCUGCUGGGUUUUGCGAGAUGAACAACAUUACCCUAACGCCCCCGAGAGGGUACGAGGGGCAGUUCUUGUGGUAUGCUUACCUCAAGAAAACUCAGGCCACUGCUGCACCUCCAGCCCUCUUCAGCAGGGAAAUACCAAGUCACGGGUUCGAAGAGGGUAUGGCCCUGGAGUCGGCAGAUCUGAUGGACCCACGGCUAGUGUGUGUAGCAAUGGUGAAGCAAGUCAAAGGGAGGUUGCUCAAAGUCCACUUUGACGGCUGGGAAAACGACUUUGACCAGUGGAUUGAUUGCUACUCACCCGAUAUCUAUCCCGUAGGCUGGUGUGACAUGUCCGGCUAUAGACUAGAGGGCCCCAAGACUGAUGUUCCAACACCUAAUGCUCCAAAGCGCAAGCUAAAGGGGGGCACCAAGCAAGCCAAGACUGGGCGGAGAGGUCGGCCCAUUGGUAGUAAGAAGGUUGGGAAAGUGGCUGUAGGAGGGAUGAUGAACGUCCCUCAAGCUCCAGCCAUGGGGACACAGAGACGUCGAGGCCGCCCACCUAAGGAGAAAAGCUUACUUGGCCAACCUGAUUCACCGCUCCAUGUGGGCAAGGGAGAAAAUGAGCAUCCUGAUCUGCAAACUAUGGAGAUCGAGCAUUCAUCCACAGGCCUCAGGAGCCGCCGCAGUCAGGGGAGACGGGAUGCCAGAAGAUCCCCGCGUGGCCCUUCGAACACUAGCCCAGGCACUAAGACCUUGCCCAUGAGAACAACACGUGCUCGGACUCUCCCCACUUCUUAUAACCAGUCAGAUGAAGAGGAUGCAUCUGAUGAAACAUCCUCAGGUGUGGCCUCAUUAGAUGGGAAUGAAAGUUCUCGAGAACCAUGGGACAUGGAGGAAGAAUCCUGCAACUCACCCUCAGGCAGCCCAUCCCCCAUACCUUCAGCUGAGCUUCCCAGUCAGAACACAUCUCAUCAGACAGGCUUUACAACUACUGCAACAGAAGGCAGAGAUCAAGAAUCCAAGACCAAGGUGAUUCACCAAGAACAGGAACCAGUGCCUGAAAAGGUUACCCAGUAUCACCCUCAACCAGCAAUGGUCAGUCAAGAGCAAAGGUCCAUGCUUCAUACCCAACAGCAGGAAAGUCACAACACCCUGCGCAGUGUUCCUGUCGCUGCCACUCCCAAUGUUUUACAAGCCAACAAAGAGUUGAAAACACAGACAUCUGCUGUCAAGAGCACGAUUGUCACAGCUAAUACAUCAAACCCAGUAAACAUCCCACAGUCCACCCUACCCCCAGCGCUAAAGAAUGGCAUUUCUCAGCAGAGCAAGGUCACAUCACAGUCUCCUACAGUCUCAUCCACAGUGAACAACCAGUGUAAUAAUUCCUCUCAGGACACAGUACUUCCUGUGGCAGAGAAAGAGUCACCUCAGUCAGUUAUUCCAAGGAUGAUUGAUGGGCCAAUUAAAGAUGGAUCAAAAGUCAAGCCUAAACUCUGGACACCUCAGGAUGUAGCACUUUUCUUGAAGAAGAAUGACUGCGGAGCUUAUUGUGACAACUUCAUAUCUCAGAACAUUCAUGGGACGAAGUUGCUGAGCCUGACGCAGAAUGAGGUGCUGGGCCUUACAGGGAUGAAGGUGGGACCAUCAGUGAAAAUCCAUGAUCUAGUGCAGCAGCUUCUGGCCCUGGUAAACCCAGCCCAAGCACGAUACCAGGCCACACUCAUGAAGAGGGGCCUGUCCUUUACGUGAGGGGAUGUAGGGGAGAGGGAGCCAUGUUCCCCAGGCAAACCACCCCCGGAUCCAAGUCACCCAGACUUUAUCCCAAGUAUCUUCAAGCAUGGUUCAGCAGAUGAAACAACUGAAGAGGGCCUAUCUCUUUAGGUCAAAAUUGUGAGGAAAGAGAAUUAUAUGUGCAUUUGUAGGCCUUUACAUGACUUUAUUGUCUCCUUUGUACAAACACCUAGUGAAUGGAAAGAAAAGUGAUGACAGGAAAUGGCACUGAAUUCAUAGAAAAUACCCUAUAUAGCUAAAAUCUAAGAUUACUGUAGCAAAUUAUAUUAACAUAAAAUUAUUAUUACGUGGUGUAUUGGUGAAGUGGUGUUUUGGUGAAAUAAUCGUAGAUGUUGGGAUAUUCAAUAUAAGGCCCCUUCGACGGAUUGUCUAUCCAAAUUUUGGCAGGCAGACGGUAUGGACACUUAGCUGCACAACUUCUAGUUUUGUUUUAUAUCGCUUUUUCGCUUCGUUUUUUAAGAAUUGCAGUAUUCAUACAACAUUUUCUCUCACGCUGAUAGCGAGGUAUUUGCGAGCAACGUUUUUUUUUUCACCUGGAAUGGGGACUCCCAAGGUCUAUAUAAUUAUUUAUAUAGACCUUGGGUGACUCCAACUCGUGACGUCACACCGAAUCGGUCUAUAGUAACUCCUUUUUCAAAAGUGUGAGGAUGCCUAAAACAAACAAUAUUUUAAUAGAAUCUAUUAUUC
Messenger RNA from Penaeus vannamei (Pacific white shrimp), 4322 nucleotides. Its product is annotated as MBT domain-containing protein 1. NCBI's taxonomy places the organism in Eukaryota, Metazoa, Arthropoda, Malacostraca, Decapoda, Penaeidae. Gene Ontology annotation, biological process: negative regulation of DNA-templated transcription. Gene Ontology annotation, cellular component: nucleus. Gene Ontology annotation, molecular function: zinc ion binding; chromatin binding. The record is from RefSeq and is a predicted model, not a curated record.